UCCAUAAUGGGUUCAGCUAGCGAAGAUGAAGACGAUGAUGAUGAUCCGCCACAUUUACGCGGACCCCCUCUGGGUUUGGGUAUGCUGGGACCAAAUGGCCCAGACUCAGCAGGUGGACCAUUGGGAGCAUCAGAUAUUUCAGUACAAAGCAUGAGCACCGACAGCAAAAAUACCCAUGACGAUUCGGAUCAGGGUUCCUUAGAUGGCGAUCCUGAUGCGAGAGGUGAUUCCCAGGCUGAAAACAAAAGUCCUGACGAUGCCAACGGUUCAAAGCGAAGAGGUCCGCGCACAACGAUCAAAGCCAAACAAUUGGAAGUACUGAAAACUGCAUUUAACCAAACACCGAAACCGACACGCCACAUCAGAGAACAGCUGGCCAAAGAAACGGGUCUGCCGAUGCGAGUGAUACAGGUGUGGUUUCAAAAUAAACGCUCAAAAGAACGCCGGAUGAAACAAAUCACCAGCAUGGGCCGUCCCCCUUUCUUCGGUGGAGCGCGAAAAAUGCGAGGCUUUCCUAUGAAUCUCUCACCCGGCAUGGAUGAUGGUCCCGGUUUCCCCUACUUUGCAGCCGAGGGUAAAUUCGAAUUCGGCUAUGGACCCCAUUUCCACCCACACGAUGGUCCUUUCUUCCCCGGUCACCCGGGUGGACCAAUGCCUUUUAAUGCACCCGGUGGACCAAUGGAUCAUACGGGACCGAUACCGAUGGUAAAUGAAUUUGGUUUAACGCCUGAAUCCAAUUUCCUAAGUCAAGGAGGUGGUGGUGGUGGGCCACCAAUGAAUAUACAAUCGGCGGGGGGACCACAACCACCAACGGAACAUUUGUUGGCGGCGCAACAGCAGCAGCAACAACAACAGUCACAACAGCAGCAACAACAAUCUCAACAAGUUAAUGGCCCGCGUUCAACAUCACCGGAAUUCAUGUCGGCGGGGAAUUUCAGUGAACCCUCAAAUAUGCAAAACGAAACGCUUGUUUGGUAAUAUUCAAAAGAGUUGGCAACGCGUUUGCUAUUCUUAAAGACCCUGGCCGAAUAUCAACAUCAGCA
This is a messenger RNA of Musca vetustissima, 1043 nucleotides long. RefSeq names its product LIM/homeobox protein Lhx1-like. Gene Ontology annotation, molecular function: DNA-binding transcription factor activity, RNA polymerase II-specific; RNA polymerase II transcription regulatory region sequence-specific DNA binding. Bases 7 to 978 code for a protein of 323 amino acids. Lineage: Eukaryota; Metazoa; Arthropoda; Insecta; Diptera; Muscidae. The transcript has 4 exons. The record is from RefSeq and is a predicted model, not a curated record. Gene Ontology annotation, cellular component: nucleus. Gene Ontology annotation, biological process: neuron differentiation; regulation of transcription by RNA polymerase II.